Molecule: messenger RNA, 1641 nt
Organism: Metarhizium album ARSEF 1941
Lineage: Eukaryota; Fungi; Ascomycota; Sordariomycetes; Hypocreales; Clavicipitaceae
Exons: 1
Coding region: 1-1641 (546 amino acids)
Source: RefSeq, a predicted model, not a curated record
AUGCUAAGCUUCGAGGCUCUGUCACAGGCUCGAUCUCGGCUGGCCGCCUGGGUCACGGUCCGGCUGCUGGCUCUUCUCGAAGACGACGCACCGCCUGAAGCUGCUGGGCAUUCUCGUCCAGUCUCUCUCAGCCCGGCAGAAGUCAUGACCUUCUCCUCUGGCUUCCACAUGCCCGGGGGCUUUCACGCCGACGGAAUCCACCAGGGCCUCUUCCGCCCCCCGGUGUCUCCAGCGUCCAGCUCCGGAUAUCUAUCUCAGAGCCGACCGUCUGUCGAGGGACCUACUUGCAAGCGCAAGCGCAUUCGCGCCGAUGCCAGACAUUUCGACCAUGCCCAACAUCAACCAGAAGAACAGCAAGAGGGCUUCUGCGACGACGCCGGCACCAACGCCAGCACGGUCCUGAUAACACCCGCCGGGAGACGUGCUGCCCACAAUGGCAGGGCCUACACGCUCGCCGGGCAGCUCGACACACCCGCCAGCGGGCCUGGGGAAAGCGGGACUCUGGGCGACAGCACAUACUCGGAUGCGGAUUACAGGAAAGCCCUUGGCUCCAGGCGCUCGCGACACGACCAUGAUUUGACCGACACAACGGGACAUACUCGCUUAUUCAACCUCCCCACGCACCCCUCUCAACCUCCAGGAUGGGGCUCGCUGGCUUUCAGUACCAUAGGCGGCGUCGUGGGAAAGGUGUGGGAGUUUUGCAAAGCAGGCGCGUUCAAAGGGUUUUACGCUGGUGGGGGAAGAGGCUUCGAGAUGCAGCCCGGCCAUGGCGUCGUUCCGGAUGUAUCGAUACCAGACCCAGCCUGGCAGCACGGCGCCGAGGGCGACGAGCAACACCACCGGAUACCAGGGCAUUUUCCGCAAGGAGAUGCGUGUUACGACGAGGAGGCCGCCGAGGACACGCCUAUACCCAGCGGCGCCUCGACGCCCUCUGCGCCCGCUGCGAAAAGACGUCAGACGGCGCCGACUGAUGAGUUGGGCAGGAAUUGGGUCAUGGUCAAGGACCGGGCCGGCGGUGCGGACAGCAGGUCGAGGCGGACCCUGGCCGCCCAUAGGCCGUCUCCCAGAAACCGCAACCAAGGCCCUUCACCUGCCACUGGACGUCGGAUCAGCACACCACACAACCGCCGCGUCUCCGCCAGGGCAGCCAGCCCGGCACCGCAUCGUGCCAGUGCCGCGCCCUGGAACGGCUUCAACAUGUCGCCCCAGGCCGCUCUCGAGCCUGCUCGGCCCGCGUCAUCCGCGUCGUUUGCCUCUCCCCGCUCCCCGUCGCCGACGAAACUGGCCAGCGCGGCACCCAGCGUCGCGGCCUCACCCACGCCACACACAGGCCGAGCCCAGGGACGGCGGCGAUCAGUCAUGUCGGCCUCCAACCACGCUUCUCCGUUUACACACAGCCGCACGCACAGCGGCGCGUCCACGGCAUCCGGUCGCGGAGCCGCAGACGACCUGGACAACAGUCCGCGCCUCGACGCGGAAGCCAGGCACCUCGCUGCUCGGCGACAACGCGAAGAACGCGACACGGACGUCCGCAUCGCAGCCUUGAACAAACAGCUGCAGGAUAUGAUUCGUCAGGGGAAGGAAGCGCUGGGCACGACGAUAGAAGUAGAUGGCGAUGAUGGCGGGUGGGAAGAUUACUAG